Molecule: messenger RNA, 1396 nt
Organism: Aspergillus saccharolyticus JOP 1030-1
Lineage: Eukaryota; Fungi; Ascomycota; Eurotiomycetes; Eurotiales; Aspergillaceae
Product: Mpv17/PMP22 family protein
Exons: 2
Coding region: 300-1226 (308 amino acids)
Cellular component (GO): membrane; cytoplasm; mitochondrion
Source: RefSeq, a predicted model, not a curated record
UCAUAAUCAUGUUUCCCCUUUGUUGUCAUUUUUGAUUACACACUAGCUUACGGCCCUACAUCGUUCCUUAUCACUCUGUGACGGUAGUUUCAGGCCGUGGAGACGUUUUGCAUGCUCGACUGAACCAACCGGUGUGAGACUCGUGGUUCUGCGCUCAUUGAUGUGGCCGGUCGCCCAACUCUACACCGGGAGUCUCUCGCGACCUCAUUGUCCUGGCCUUCGCCAAAAUACCCUGUUCUACGUAUAGAUGCGAGUGACUGUAUCAAGCACACCACCUCAAACCACAAUAAAUCGCAACUAUGAGCGCCACCGUCUUUACCAGAUCAACGGUUCCCCGGUCGCAUCAAAUAUCCCGAUCGCUCCGAUCGCGGCGAUACCAGUCUUCUUCAAAACCGUCUAGUUCAGAACCGUCAAAAGCCUCUCGACCACCAGCUGAUGCGCAGACGGCUGCCUCAGCGUCGGGCGUGCCAGUUGUUCCGGCCUCGUCCACGGGACAGGUGGGCUCGCGAUCGCUGCUCCAGGUUAUCCAGGCUGGUCCUGUGGGAAGAGUGGCGCGGGCAUAUUCGCGGGUCCAGGAGCGACGGCCGUAUGCGACGCAGCUGUGGAGCUCGGUCAUCAUCUACCUGUGCGGGGAUCUGAGUGCGCAGUUGUUUUUCCCAGAGAAGCCUGCACCGGCACCGGCUUCACCGGGAGAAAAGGAGGGCAAAAGUGCGGCAGCUAGUGAAGAGGAGAAUGAGGCAGCCAAGGGAGGAUACGAUCCGCUGAGAACGCUGCGACAUUUGACCGUGGGGAUAGGAUCGAGUAUUCCGACUUUCAAAUGGUUCAUGUUCCUCCACAAUAAUUUCAACUAUUCGUCUAAAUUCCUCUCGAUCUUGACAAAGGUCUGCGUGCAGCAGGCCGUGUUCACCCCGGUUUUCAACACCUAUUUCUUUAGUCUUCAGUCGCUGUUGACGGGCAAGUCAUUCGAGGAGACAUUUGAGCGGCUCAAGCUGGCUCUGCCAGUCAGUAUCUCGAACAGCGUGAAGCUGUGGCCCGCCGUCACCGCCUUCAGCUUCAUGUACGUGUCGCCUCAGUUUCGAAGCAUAUUCUCCGGGGUAAUUGCGGUGGGAUGGCAAACGUAUCUGAGCUGGUUGAACCAGAAGGCAGCGCGCGAGGUCGAGGCAGAGAUGACCGAGACAAUCGAGCCGGUGGGCAUUAGCGCUGGUGCUGCGGCUAUCAGGGCAUGAUCCAGCUGUUUCUUUUGUUAGAUUUGUUAUUCCAUUUGUUUCUUUUUUUGUUUCUCAUCUUGGUUGACUUUGGGAUAUCCUAGACGUUUUCAUGGCGUGCGGUAUUAUUAUAUGUUAUGAAUUUGUCUAUAGAUUAGCAGAACGCAAGACGCGAUAGAUUAAACAUAGAC